AGAGCAGACGUAGCAGUGCCGGCGGACAUCAACGACGAGCAGGCGGAGUCCCUCGACGAGAGAGGAUAGACAUGGUGCGAGCCUUCCACAUGGCGUGGAGCUUUGCCACCGUGUGGUAACCGAUACGCUCCAUCGGUCGUUCACGAAGUGUUGGGUUUCAAAAAAGAAAUUUUUCUUUCGGAGAAUCGGGAGAAUCAGAUCGAGAGAUUGGAUAAUCUUCAGUGUAAGACUUGACAGGGUUAAAGAAAACAAGUGCAAGUGAAGAAAAAAAUGAAAAAAACGGUGACUUUUUAAAGAUACGAAAGAUAGGAGUCCUAAAGCUUGACAAUAACGGAACUAAGACAGUAUUUCGAAGAUUCGAACACGACUUUAUUAGUCAUCGAAGUGACAAAACCUUAUCAUGUCGCGAUAACGCACGACUACGCGAACAAGACGUUAUAUAGCUUCUUGCAAUAAUUUCGAGAGUACAACCGCAGGUUCGGUCUUUGCUGUUCUGAAUAUGUAGAUUACGAGUGCGCGGGCGUUUUGUGAUUGUGGAAUUGGAAGAUAAUCAACGACGAACAAUAUCUUGCGGUGAUAAAAGCAACCACCUGUCGCGACGGUACCUUCAAUUGUGUUAUGGUGCUGAGGACUACCUCGGUCAUACGAGGCAGACGAAGAGGUCGCAAGAGAGCGGGCGGCAGGAAUAGUGUCCUGGCUGGUUCCUCCUGAGAAAUCGCUCGCAUUGCUUCGAUCAGCCGAGGAGAAAUCCGGGAAGGUCACGUCUGUUGAAUCGGUGGCGAAAUCAGCGUGGUGAAGGAAUUUAUUAUAUCUUAUCUCGUUACAACCACCAAACGACGAGAUCACUUGAAUCCUUUGUGGAAAUGGAAAACGGAAUGAAGUCAAUGAGCAAAUUGGUUAAUUGAAAUAAAUUUACAUGAAUGCGCGAAUUUCUAAAUGAAACGUAUACCGUUUGCAGAAAUCAAUUGUCAAUAAACGGAGUCACGGAACUUUGCGCAUUUGAUCUCUAUCAAUUUCUAAUCGUUCAGUAAAACGAUGGAUAUAUCGAGGCCACAUCAUUGGCUUCUAGCUGCAGUCAUCCUGAGUCUUUCCUCGAGUUUGAUGACGAGCGAGAUAGAGCAAUUUACAAAAUCUGAUUCCUCGGUUAUCGAUAUGCGAAGAGACGAAACCAAUCAUACUGGGGUAGUGACAAUCCGCCGGCGAAGAUACGUGCGAUUUCCAACAGGAUCUGCUUAUCUCCUCGAGGCCAGUUCGACGCCACAUGGCAGGAAUUUUGGGUCGCAUCCGGUCACGCGUUUCAUUCCACAGACUCAAUUCCCAGGGUCGUGGAGACAACACAAGUCCUUCUGGAGAACUCCUGCCGAUUACAACAGGCCGGUGAUGUCCCAUCGGACACCACGACUGAUAUUCCGUGACAACGAUUUCCUGCCGCCGGUCGGAGGUGGCGCGACUUCCUUUUUUCCGCAGUCUAACCAAUUGCCAGAUUUCGAGGACGAUAUUAGAGAUCUCCGAAAACAGAUGCCAGAUGAUUACCCAAGAUUGGAAACAGAGAUGCGUCAACAAAAAAGACCGCUGUGGAAAGGCGACGAUACAUUGUGUGCGGAUGGACGAAGCUGCGAAUUUUUUCUAAUGUGCUGGAUGACUGCUGGCCUAUUGGACGGCAGCUGCGGCGGCAUUAUGUACGCGUGUUGUCAGCGGAAAGACCCCACUAAAGCUCUCACUGAUUAUAACCUGAUCGAGUCACCUAGAGAUCAAUCUCGGCCACUUCCACUGGAUUUGUACACGGAGUCCGACAGCGACGAUCGUUGCGGCAUACCAAUCGUUUCGAAACAAAUUGCGCAGAGGAGGAUCGUCGGCGGUGACGAGGCCGGUUUCGGCAGUUUCCCGUGGCAGGCUUACAUACGGAUUGGUUCUAGCAGAUGUGGCGGCACUUUGGUCAAUCGAUUUCACGUUGUCACUGCUGGGCAUUGCGUUGCAAAAGCGUCGGCGAGACAAGUCCAGGUUACUCUCGGUGAUUAUGUGGUGAAUUCUGCGACCGAAUCUCUGCCAGCUUAUACUUUUGGAGUUCGAGAAAUCAGAGUGCAUCCGUAUUUCAAAUUCACGCCACAGGCAGAUAGAUUUGAUGUGGCUGUGCUUCGAUUAGAUCGACCGGUUCAUUACAUGCCUCAUAUAGGGCCCAUAUGCCUACCAGAGAAAAAUGAAGAUUUUCUAGGGCAAUAUGGCUGGGCUGCGGGAUGGGGUGCUUUGCAAGCAGGUUCUAGAUUACGACCGAAAACGUUGCAAGCGGUAGACGUGCCCGUGAUCGAUAAUCGUCUCUGUGAGCGGUGGCAUCGGUCCAAUGGCAUCAACGUCGUCAUUCAUGAUGAGAUGAUGUGUGCCGGUUACCGCAGCGGCGGUAAGGAUUCGUGUCAGGGUGACAGUGGAGGUCCAUUGAUGUUGGAAAAAACUGGUCGAUGGUAUCUCAUCGGCAUUGUCUCCGCAGGUUAUUCCUGCGCACAGCCAGGCCAACCAGGGAUCUAUCAUCGGGUGGCCAAGACUGUUGACUGGAUCACGUAUGUCAUAAACUCGUAACGCGUCCUUAAUCGCGGAAGAACUAUUCUCAGGAGGAGAUAUCUUGAGAAUCCUGAAGAGCCGCGAACUUUGCAUGACACAAAGUUCGGGUAUCUUUUCAUGUCAGAGAAUGAUUUCCGGGAUCUAGAUCACGUCUGAGAAAUUAUUCUUCGAGUGAUCAGUCUGAGAAUCAACGUGACAAAAGAGUUUAACAAAAAGGUUAAUUUAAAUUGACUUCCAGAGAACCUAAAGAAAUUAAGGGGAUGCUGGAGCGACGAACUUCGAUCGAGAUUGAUAAUAUAGACCAUGAUGUAAGGAUAUCAGAGGUUUGUUCGCGUAUGCUCUAGCAUGUUUCAAUGUGCUUCUGCUAUAACUCACUUCAACGAGCGCGUUAGAGUGAGUAAAUACUAUGACAGGAGCAUUUUAAAGCAUGUUAGAGCAUGCGACGCGAACAAACCUCAGGUAUUCCGUUGUGCAUAAUGGCGAUAAUACUGGAAACAACUCAUCAAAUUUUUGCUCAAAUUGACUUUCCUACGUACAAUAGCGUUGGCAUAUUGAAACAGCCAAUUAAAUUUUUGCCCAAAUUUAUGCUGCUAUUGCGCAAGUACGGAAAUGAAACACCUGGUAUUCUUACAUCAUGCAAUACAGACUUUUUUUUAAUUCUAAAUUCGAUAUCGAUCGAAUCUUUUAUUCAUUUCUUAUAUUUAUUAUAUAUCGUUGUGUGUCAAACGCAUUCAUCUGUCCUUCUAAUAGAGAUUCUGUAACAUAGACAUAGUAUCUCUAGACCGAGCAUUCGAGGAGUGGAGGAAGUCCUCAUUUAGAAAAGGACGCACUGUUAAAAUACGUCACGGGCAAUAAGUGAGGACAAUACCUGAAGAAACCCAUCGAGUUGAUCAAUUAACCGAAUUGUGCAAUUGUAAUUUGUUAAUUUUCUUCUUUGUUCAAAAUCUCGAAGCGAUUUCUAAUCUUUUUGACACAGGUUUUACUCAUUUGCUUGUAGCUAUUUAUCUUUUUUUUUCUUCGCACUCGUUUUCCGACAAGGAAAACGUACAAAAUUCGAACUAUUCGAAGAAUACCGAAUGGAUCAAAGUGGAGAAUCAAUCAGAAGUUGUAGCCACUAUCUAACAUAUUGCAAUGCCAUCUCUUGCAAGAUCGAGCAUCUACUGUUAGACAUAAUUAUUUAGACUUUAUUUACCAUUUCGAGUCUCUCAGCAUUCAUAUCAUAGAGCUUAUACAAUUAAAGAGGGAAUACUUACAUUGAGCUGUAAGCAAGAUCUAAAGGACAGAAAUAUUUUUCUAUCCAUUUCUAUCCUCUUUGGCACAUGCGCAGAAAGAAGAAAAAUUACUGAGCAGGACAGAAUAUACAUUUUCUGUCUCUGAGAUCUUGCUAACACUUUCCACUCAUUGGAUAGACCAUUCUCCUUACAGUAAUAUAAGCUCUAUGAUAAUUCAUAUGCACGUAAUUUGCAGAUUGAUAUAAAUUUUUCUUUUUAAGCUUACUCACAUUACUCACAUUACAGUCUUAAUAAAUUUAUUAUUGCUUUUAAUCUUAAUUUCAUGAACUCAGUAUUGUUUGUGCACGUAAAGCAUUGGGUGCUGCAUUGUCGUUUUGUCCAUAGGAGCUGCACGUUUGCAUUAAAGAAACAUCUACGUCAGGUAACAGCUCUACGAGUUGAAAAAAACGUAAGUUUUUAACUUUUUUUUCGAUUUUAGUAUAAAGCCCACUGCAGCACCGUCAAAUUUUGCGUCUACUUUAAUCCUGUAAAAGAAUUUUUGAAUUCAAUAUAUUCGAAGAUUUAUAUCGAUUUGUAAUGUCCCCACAAUUUAAUCAUUUCAGCAUCCCCUUAAAGCCAUUUUACUUUACACGAAUGUAAAAGUACCGUAAAUAUAGAUAACUUGGAAUAGCAUGUAUUUUUGUUAAAUUCAAUCACACAUGAAUGAAUAUCACAAUUAAAUUUAACAAAAAUACAUGCUGUCCCAAGUUACCUACACUGUCCCAAGUCACCCACAUUUACAGUAAUUUAGAGUGAAAUCUAUAUGUCGUACAGUGGAGCAGAAAUCGAAGAACGCGUGCAUAAAUAGAAAACUCGAGUUCUAAAUAAAGAAAUUACAUCAAACUUUAUAUAGGUAUAUAUAUAUAGGUUUGAAAAGUAACUAAUUAUAAAUCUGAUGUCUAAAUAAAAGGAUUAAAAAUAACGGAUAUAACAAGACAGCAAGAAAUUUUACAAUUAAACGUAUAGGGUGUCCUAGAAUGACCAAAUAUUUCGUAUACUGAUAGAGCGGACUAAAUUGAGUCGAAAAGUCCUUACCAUUUUGCAAUUUUUGCAAUA
Acromyrmex echinatior (Panamanian leafcutter ant) is the source of this 4880-nucleotide messenger RNA. Its product is annotated as venom protease. NCBI's taxonomy places the organism in Eukaryota, Metazoa, Arthropoda, Insecta, Hymenoptera, Formicidae. Gene Ontology annotation, molecular function: serine-type endopeptidase activity. The record is from RefSeq and is a predicted model, not a curated record. Gene Ontology annotation, biological process: proteolysis.